Gymnodraco acuticeps is the source of this 860-nucleotide messenger RNA. RefSeq names its product polyubiquitin-B-like. The coding region runs from base 134 to 601 and encodes 155 amino acids. NCBI's taxonomy places the organism in Eukaryota, Metazoa, Chordata, Actinopteri, Perciformes, Bathydraconidae. Gene Ontology annotation, molecular function: protein binding. Gene Ontology annotation, biological process: post-translational protein targeting to endoplasmic reticulum membrane. The transcript has 2 exons. The record is from RefSeq and is a predicted model, not a curated record.
GGGCAGACUGUAUAUAAACAGAGGAGAGAAGAAGCCUGCGUCAGCUGCUCCGGAGAAACGAUUCCUGUCAGUUUAAAGAAGAGCGACGAUUUCUGGAGGAUUUUUCUAAACUUAUCUCAAGGCCACUUUCACCAUGGAUCUAACCAUCAGUCUGAUGAAUGGGAGCUCCCACAUCCUGAGGGUGCACCCGCAUGACACAGUGGGCUCUCUGAAAAUACUCAUCCAGCAGAAACUAAGGAUUUCAUGUGAGACCCAGAAGCUGGUCUUUGAGAACGGCUGCAGCACAACUCUCAACAACGACUCUGCGACCCUCGAGUCCUACGGCCUGCGCUCCGGGGCCAAGGUGAACCUGCUGGUGACCACACCGGCCAUAAUCCAGGUGUUCCUCAAAAACGAGAAGGGGGUGAGCAGCACGUAUGACAUCAAACCGGAUGAGAUGGUGAGCCACUUCAGGAGCAGGGUGGAGGAGAGAGAGCGGGUCCCGGUGAGCCAGCAGAGGCUCCUCCACGAGAGCAGAGAGAUGAACGAGGGGAAACUCUCCGACUACAACGUCCGAGCAAAUAGCACCAUCUUCCUGAACCUGCGGCUGAGAGGAGGCUGAGGACACUUUCAGUUAAAAGACAUUUCUGGACAUUCCUUUAUUUUAUCUAAAAAUGAAGAUCAUUUAGCUUAUAUUUUUAUUUAAAUUGCACUCAUUAAUACAUUCCUCGAUUAGAAAUCAUUCCAAAAAUAAAACUUUCUUUGUUUUGGCUUUACAAAUAUGUUAUAAACACAUCUUCAUGUUAUAAUUGUAUUAUGACACUUCAAAUCUGACUACAUCAAAUGUACACUGUUAAAAAAUAAUAAAGAUUGUAAUCUUG